AUGACAUCGACUUCUCUGACAGAAAUUGUACCCCCUCACCCAUUGCAAGAAAUUGAACUCCAAGAGCCACACGAUGGGGCCUUUAUCAACCAAGAACUUGCCCCAACCGACCGCGGUCUAGCAGCAUGGAAAUUGCUAGGAACCGCCUUCGUUUUUGAAUCAUUGUUAUGGGGCAAGUACUACAUCGACUAUUAUUCCGAGCUCCCGGAAUUCGCAGAUAGCCGUUACAUCUCCGUCGUUGGGACCGUGGCGUCGGGAAUCUCCUAUCUCGGAGCCCCGUUGACAGCCCCAUUCAUCAAGCGCUAUCAAAGAUACCAGCGACAGAUGAUCUGGAUUGGAUGUACUGUUUCCGCUAAAGUCAAUCUCUAUGCCCAGGUGUCUAUGCUGACUCCACCAGGGCCAAUCUGUAUCCUCGCUCUCGUCGCUGGGUCUUUCGCGAGUACGCUCGAGACCCUCAUCUUGACUCAGGGUGUAGCCUACGGCGUCGGUUUCCUCAUAUUUUAUUAUCCCAUUCUCAACAUGGUGAACGAAUAUUGGAUUGCGCGCCGCGGAAUGGCUUACGGUCUCCUGUGCAGCGCCACUGGUGUUUCAGGUGCCGUGAUGCCAUUCAUAAUGGGGAAGAUGCUGGAUAAGUACGGCUAUCGCGUUACAUUGCGUGCCGUCGCUGUGGCGCUUUUCAUAUUAACGGGUCCAUUAAUUCCGUUCCUGAAGGGCCGACUCCCUGCAUCUAGACAUACGGCCUCCGCCACAGCUAAGUCAGAUUGGAGUUUCCUGCGAACUCCUUUGUUUUGGGUAUACUCAGCUUCGAAUAUUGCCCAGGGCCUCGGAUAUUUCCUGCCGUCGCUCUACCUUCCCUCGUAUGCUAGAUCUAUUGGACUGAGCAAUACGGAAGGGGCAUUGCUUUUGGCGCUGAUGAGUGUUGCCCAGGUAGCAGGGCAGUUCACUUUUGGUUUCUUAUCCGACAAGAGUGUGUCUGUGAAUCUCCUGAUUACCCUAUCAAGUGUUGGUGCAGCUGUUGCUGCGUUUACGAUUUGGGGAUUUGCUCAUUCGUUGGCGCCUUUGGUUGCGUUCGCUCUGAUUUAUGGGUUCUUCGGUGCCGGAUACGUCGCUAUGUGGGCAAGGAUGUCUACGUCCGUUAGUACAGAUCCGACGGCCACUUCGAUGAUAUUUGGAUUAUUUUGCUUUGGAAAGGGAAUUGGGAAUGUGGCGACUGGCCCUCUGGGUGGUAACUUGAUUUUGCAAGGAGUUGAGUUGGAGAACUAUGGCUUGGUGAAGUAUAUGGCUGUGGUCAUUUUCACUGGUGCCUGUAUGGCCCUUAGUGCUUUGGUGGUUUGCUCAAGGUCACUGUGGAAGAUUGGGCUACGGGAUUUACCAAGACGAUGGAUGUAUGCUUGGUUUUAUUAG
Molecule: messenger RNA, 1404 nt
Organism: Penicillium brevicompactum
Lineage: Eukaryota; Fungi; Ascomycota; Eurotiomycetes; Eurotiales; Aspergillaceae
Product: major facilitator superfamily domain-containing protein
Exons: 2
Coding region: 1-1404 (467 amino acids)
Biological process (GO): transmembrane transport
Cellular component (GO): fungal-type vacuole membrane
Molecular function (GO): transmembrane transporter activity
Source: RefSeq, a predicted model, not a curated record